GUGCUGGCGGUGAAACAACACGUGCAUUCAAUCAAUGCCAUGGAGGACGAAACACACUUCUCUGGGGAUGCGAGCUCAUUUUACUUACUUUUUAGCUUGUAAUUACUCCAUAUAAACCUCCAAACUUGCACUGACUCUGAGUAUACAUACCAUAUGUCGCUAGAUUGAAAUAAACAUCAUUGUUUUGACCGGAAAUUUUGACAAUAUGAGCCCAGUCGGUUGCUAAGCUAAUAGGUAUGCUAACAGCAAAUGGGCUAAACUUAGUUAACUAAAGAGAAAAUUAAAACCCUGCUUUGUCAGGUAGAUUUCGCUUUGAAUGCUGGUACUAUCUCGAUAUAUCUGCGAUUGAUUUUUCAACAAUGGAUCUCAAUUUUUACUCUGAACUCUCGGACACCCAAAACGUGGAUUCUGAGUUUUUAAACACACAAGCUUUUAGUGGUUACUCUGAGGAAAAUAAGUUUUCGGGGGGCGGAGACAACUAUCUUACAAUAGAUGGAGGCGGUCACCCCUUUCUAUCUGCAGAACAUACCUUUCAUACACCCAGCCUGGGGGAUGAGGUGUUUGAGAUCCCUCCUAUCUCCCUUGAUCCAGAUUCAGCUCUCAACAUCAGUGAUGCUGUGUCUCACUUUGAGACGCCUGGGUCCCGCAGUCUUGUUAGUAACAUGGUAGUGGAGGCAAACGACCCCUCAUUUGCGUCCACCUUUUUCAACUCUGGGUCCCAAGGCAUGGCCCAACACAACCUGCGGGCAGAGGCACAUGCGGAGGGAAGUGUUCUUCUCAGCUCAUCAGCUUUGGAAAUGGGAAAUACAACAUCCCAUUUCAGCAGUUCCUCUCCAAUGACGAUUGAUGUUCAACUUGGAGAUAUGGAGCCAGGGCUUUUGGGAAGUGGUCAACUCAGUACUAUUAACCCAUCAGAGCUAACCCUUGGCCUUGGAGACAUGGGGGAGAGGUCAGAAGUCAUGCCCACCACCCCAUCACCCGCGGGCUCCCUACAAGAUGAAGACAUGGAUGACUUCAAGAGGAGUGUUCUUGUAGAUUCUCCUGUCUCCGUCGCCUCCAUUUCACACACGUCGUCCCAAGGCAGCUUGGCAGCCCCCACAGCCCGGAGAGGUGGAGGGAAACCUGCCACUGUAGCUUCACCAACAGCGGUAAAAAAAGGCAGGAGGAAGAAGGACCCGAAUGAACCACAGAAGCCAGUGUCUGCAUAUGCUCUGUUCUUCCGAGACACACAGGCAGCCAUUAAGGGCCAAAAUCCAAACGCUUCUUUUGGAGAGGUGUCCAAAAUAGUUGCUUCAAUGUGGGAUAGUCUGGCUGAGGAGCAGAAACAGGUUUACAAGAAAAAGACAGAGAUAGCCAAAAAAGGGUAUCUGAAAGCCCUAGCAGCAUACAAAGCAAACCAGCUCUCACAGUCUAACUCUGAAGAGAUGGAGGCUGAGUCAGCAUCACCUCAGGAAGGCAGCCCCAGUCCUACAGCCCUUACCUCCACUGAAGAAAACAUCCCCAACAUUAUAUUAAAUUCAGGGCCUAAACCCACAGCUACACCACAGUCUCCAACCAUAACCAAGAUCAUUAUUCCAAAGCACAUGCUGCAGACAGGGCGCCAGUUGGUCACAGUGUUGCCAGGCGGGGUGCGCGCUUUGCAGCCCACCACACUCCUCAUCUCUGGUGCUGCUCGUGGGCCUCCUCCUCUGCAGCAGAUGCAAAAUGCUCCUCCACCUCCACGACUUCAGCAGAUGGCCCCCGGCCCUCCGCGACUACAGGCCAAGCCCUCCACAGUUCAGGGUGUGUCCGUCUCUGCAGCCCCGCCUCCUCCACUCCAGAUCAAAAUAGUGCCCGCUUCAGUGCAGUCGAAUACUGUGGAGUUGGUGAGCACCACAAAUGAGCAAGGAAACCCUGAAGACGAUGAUGUUACAGAAGUGGAGCCUUUGGAGGAGGAUGUGAUGGAGGUGAGUGCACCCACAGUGAGUUCAAAGAUGGUGUGCCUCAGAGCUGGCUGUAACAAACCUGCUGUGGACAGUGAAGACUGGGACAAAGAAUACUGCAGCAAUGAAUGUGUGGCCACUCACUGCAGGGAUGUUUUUCAGGCAUGGUGUUCCAUCAGAAGUCAGUCCGUUGCUGCAGUGAAGUGAACUCUGCCCCCACACACAGGACUCACUGCCAGUGUUUGUUAAAACGAGUGUUACUUGUAGUUGAAGUCUAAAAUGAGGGUCAUAGUUCUUUCAUUCAGUCAAGUAUUACACCAUACCUUCAUCAAGUGCCACUGCCAUAAAACUGGUUCAAACUGGCACUAGAUAAGACAAGGCUUUAGGCAGCUAGAGAUUACAGCAGAUGUGCCCAGACAGUAGACAUUUUACCAAAAUUGUAUUUGACUUAAAGUAUUUUUCUAUCUGUGAAUUUAAACAGUAAUUUAAAAAAGGUGCUUAUACUGUUCACAUUCAUGUUGUAGUCAGUGUUUGUUUCAAGGAUGUUUCAUUCAAAAAGUUUCUAAUGAAAGAUACAUUUUGUAUAAAGUCAAGACAUUUUUAUACAACAUUGUGUUGGAUUCAGUGACCACCAAAACAUUUUAUUUUCUUGUUUCCUAAAUAAAUGAGAGCAAACUGCA
Molecule: messenger RNA, 2602 nt
Organism: Boleophthalmus pectinirostris (great blue-spotted mudskipper)
Lineage: Eukaryota; Metazoa; Chordata; Actinopteri; Gobiiformes; Gobiidae
Gene: tox4a
Product: TOX high mobility group box family member 4 a
Exons: 9
Coding region: 360-2129 (589 amino acids)
Biological process (GO): regulation of transcription by RNA polymerase II
Cellular component (GO): nucleus
Molecular function (GO): chromatin DNA binding
Source: RefSeq, a predicted model, not a curated record